AUGGCUCCAGUCACACCAAGCACUAAGGGUCAGAUCAUAGCAUAUGCAAGAGGAGCUGGAUUGCCAAAGCCAGGUCGCUGGAUAGCUCGGGAGAUGGGUUUGGCGGAAUCAACUCCCCUAUGGGGUUGCAAGUUCAUCAGGUCCAUCAAAGCCGACCCCAAAGGCAAACUCGACGUAUUUGCAACCUCCGCAGAUAUUUCCCCUUCCACUGCUCGCCGAGUCGCUUCCAAACAUGGCUAUCACUCCCGUAUUGCUCGAACAAAAUGUAUGAUUUCCGCUGUCAAUUGUAAAAAGCGUAUGGCGUAUGCCAGGGAGAAUGCCAAAAUCAACGACAAACGUGUAAUGUACACCGACGAAGCCUGUUUCUAUGUUGGCGACACUGGUCAAACUCGUGUCAUCCGUCAGCCUGGUACCGAGUACGAUCCAAAGCAUCUAGCAGUGAGGUUCCAACAUGGAAAGACUUUACACGUAUGGGGAGCAAUCAUGUACGGUGUUAAGCUUCCUCUUGUUCGAUUUGAAUUGGCACCAGCUAGGACAGAAAAGGGGAAGAGGAUUCCUGCGGAAACAAUCACUUCGAAGGUGUAUGCUAGACAGAUACUGUGGGGUCCGCUGCAGGAUUAUGUAAACCAGGCAAGGGCUAGGGGGAUCGAGGAUGUUCUUGUGGUGGAAGAUGGAGCCUCGGUACACUUCAAGGGACCCGCUGCAGCCAUUCGAUCACUUGUCAAUAUUCCCAAUCUCUCCCACCCUCCCUCUUCUCCGGAUCUUAACCCUAUUGAAGGCUGCUGGGGGAUUGUAAAGGCGGGUUUGAGAAGGAUGGAUAGGCGUCCCACUAGUGUAGAAUGA
Molecule: messenger RNA, 843 nt
Organism: Tremella mesenterica DSM 1558
Lineage: Eukaryota; Fungi; Basidiomycota; Tremellomycetes; Tremellales; Tremellaceae
Exons: 2
Coding region: 1-843 (280 amino acids)
Molecular function (GO): nucleic acid binding
Source: RefSeq, a predicted model, not a curated record